AAAAAAGCUUUCAGUAAUAAUUUAUGAGCGCUCGAAUGUUGGCAUUGAACGUAAUAUUCCGUGGUUUGUGGGGGACUGGAACUAGUUAGACCUGUGACGUAGCUUAAGGGACGCUGAGCUAAACACGAUGCGUCGAGUAGUGGUUUGCAAGGUCAAAUAAGUGUUUUUUUGCAGUAAAUAAGGAGUUUAAAAUGUGUGAUAACAGUUCUGAUUCAGAUGAUAGUCAAAAUGACUCAGAAGAUAACUUCAUUCCGGGUGUGUACGAGUUUCAAGAUCGUAUUGAGGACGAAAACGAACGUCAAGAAUCGUCUACAUCUGAGGACCAUGUCGACAUUGAGAAUGAUCCUUACAAUGACGAACCACUGGCCAACGAAGAAUGGCUAAAACUUUACAGAGAAGAGGAUGAGGAAAGAAAAGACAUGGAAAAAGAUCUUUUCAACAGAGUAGAAGGAAUUAGAGCAGUUGAUUCUUGGUGUAAAUGCGGCAACUGUAACAGAACACACUUGGAAAACAUAAAUGAAUGUUUUUGCUGCCUUGAGAUUGACGAAUGUGUACGUGCACUUAGCGACAAAUUGGUUUUAGAGGACACGAGUGAACCUCCGUGUUGUAUAACGCUUCAUCCAGGAUUUUCGCCUGUGUGUUUAGAGAAAUGGUCUCUCAGAACGGCUGCAGCAAAAUAYAAACGUCAAGAUCGUACAAGAUACAAACAAACGGGAUCUGAAGCAAGGCAAGUGACAGAACGGAAGAACUCGAUACGCACAAAGCCUAUAUUUGUCAUAUGA
This is a messenger RNA of Exaiptasia diaphana, 782 nucleotides long. RefSeq lists its product as uncharacterized. The coding region runs from base 192 to 782 and encodes 196 amino acids. The record is from RefSeq and is a predicted model, not a curated record. NCBI's taxonomy places the organism in Eukaryota, Metazoa, Cnidaria, Anthozoa, Actiniaria, Aiptasiidae. The transcript is spliced from 2 exons.